This is a messenger RNA of Pyrus x bretschneideri (Chinese white pear), 1683 nucleotides long. Its product is annotated as transcription factor IIIA. The coding region runs from base 404 to 1495 and encodes 363 amino acids. NCBI's taxonomy places the organism in Eukaryota, Viridiplantae, Streptophyta, Magnoliopsida, Rosales, Rosaceae. Gene Ontology annotation, cellular component: nucleus. Gene Ontology annotation, biological process: regulation of transcription by RNA polymerase II. The record is from RefSeq and is a predicted model, not a curated record. The transcript is spliced from 8 exons.
GGCAAAACCAAACGGCUGCCUGAAGAAUUUGGCGGGUGAGAGUGAGAGAGUCGAGAGAGGGUUGGAGAAAUCAAUGGAUAACUGAGAAGCAGAUCAGAAAGUGCCAGUUUUCAAGGACAUAAGGCGAUAUUACUGUGUAUUCUGCGGGAUCUGCCGCUCCAAAAAGACUCUGAUCGCUUCUCACAUCCUCAAUCACCACAAGAUGGAUAUGGCAAAAGAGGCUGGUGGGGAAGGGGAAGGAGAGAAGGAAAAAUGUAAUACUUGCGAAGAAUGUGGUGCUACUUUCAAAAAACCUGCACAUUUGAAGCAACACAUGCAAAGCCACUCCCUUGAGGAAUCGAUAUUUUUAAGAACUAUCUUUUGGAUAGCGUGAAGCAUUGGAUCCCACACAAAGCACUCCAAAAUGCGAGAGGUUUUUGACUUGAAUGGACCAGUAUCAGGUGGGAGACCUCCUGUGAAGCUCCAUCAAGCGAGCCUCAGUCACGUACCUUUCAGUUUGAGGAAUCAACAUUUUAAUGAAGUAUCCAUUGGACAACGUGAAGCAUUGGAUCCCAAUCAGGAACUCCAAAAUGCGAGAGCGUUUGACUUGAAUGGACCAGUAACAGGUGGGAGACCUCCUGUGAAGCUCCAUCAAGCGAGCCUCAAUCACAGGCCAUAUAUUUGUUCGGUGGAUGAUUGCCGUUCCAGCUUCAGAAGAAAAGACCACUUAAAUCGCCACCUUCUUCAGCACCAAGGGAAACUCUUUAAGUGUCCAAUUGAGAACUGUAAUCGUGGAUUUGUUUGCCAAGGUAACAUGAGCAGGCAUGUUAAAGAACUUCAUAGUGAGGAUGGCACCUAUGUUGGAAGAGGUCAGAAGCAGCAUGUGUGCCAGGAAAUUGGUUGUGGAAAGGUGUUUUUAUUUGCUUCGAAGUUGCGGAAGCAUGAGAGUUCUCAUGUUCAUAUGGAUUCAGUGGAGGCAUUCUGCUCUGAAGCAGGUUGUAUGAAAUAUUUUACCAAUGACCAAUGCCUCAAGGACCAUAUCCUGUCCUGCCACCAACAUGUUAUGUGUGAGAUAUGUGGUUCCAAAAAGUUAAACAGGAACAUCAAAAGGCAUCUACUCACCCAUAAAGGAGGAGUGCCUUCAGUUGAGAGAAUUAAAUGCAGUUACAAGGGUUGUCUUCACACAUUUUCAACUAAAUCAAAUCUCACUCAACAUGUCAAGGCUGUACACCUUGAAGAUAAACCUUUUGCCUGUAGCUUUUCGGGGUGUGGCAUGAGAUUUGCAUACAAGCAUGUGAGAGAUAACCAUGAGAAGACUCGAUGCCAUGUUUAUGCCUAUGGGGAUUUCGUAGAGGCUGACGAACAAUUCCAGUCAAGGCCAAGGGGCGGCCUUAAGAGGAAGUGUCCCACCAUAGAAAUGCUCUUACGAAAACGGGUGACUCCACCGGAUCAGUUGGGCGUAGAGCCUGAGUACCUCUCCUGGUUGCUCUUACAAGACGCGGAGGAUGAGAAUUGAGUCGUGGCGUUCUAGUUAAAAUUACCGGACACGCAUACUAACCUAUGAGAGUGAAAGCUUUAGGAAUUAGGAAUUUCUCAAACUGGAUUUGGAUGUUGGAUGGUGUAAUGAAUCUCAACAAUAAAUAUAUAUAGCAUUUUUGUAUUUAACAAAGUCUUUGGUAAACAUUCAUGGUGAGGAUUGCACUA